AUGUUAUUUGAUUCUCAAAAAGUUCAAUUAGGUAGAAUAUCUCUAUCAAUUAGAAAUAUUGCCCGUAGAAAGCACGAAUAUGCUCCAAGAUUCAACUAUCAAAGUAAGAAACAAAAAGGUAGAGUUCCAGUAAGGACAGGUGGAUCUGUCAAAGGCUCCACUUUACAAUUUGGUAAAUAUGGACUUCGAUUAAAAUCCGAAGGUGUGCGUUUGACUGCUAUUCAGUUAAAAGAGGCUGAUAAUGCUAUUAUGAGAUAUGUUAGGCCUCUAAGUAACGGUCGGUUAUGGAGACGCCUCGUGACAGAUAUUGCUGUCUGUAUUAAAGGUAAUGAGACUAGAAUGGGCAAAGGUAAAGGUGCAUUUGAUCAUUGGAUGACAAGGGUUCCUACUGGUAAAAUAAUCUUUGAAAUAGACGGUGACAAUCUUCACGAAAGAGUUGCUAGAGAAGCAUUCCGCAAAGCUGGUACUAAACUACCAGGUGUCUAUGAGUUUGUUACAAGAGAAGCCCCAGUAAGAAUCGGUUUACAUACUUUUAAAGAUUUAGAAACCGUAAAGAGGGAAAAAAUAAUAGUCCCAGGUUCUUUAUCCCAAAGAACUAGAAAGAAAUUAAUAAGUAUUGAAAAAUCAAAAGAACCUGAAUAUCUUCUUUAUAGAGGUCGUUAA
Messenger RNA from Arxiozyma heterogenica, 663 nucleotides. It is a transcript of the gene MRPL16, whose product is annotated as mitochondrial 54S ribosomal protein uL16m MRPL16. Gene Ontology annotation, cellular component: ribosome; mitochondrial large ribosomal subunit. Gene Ontology annotation, biological process: mitochondrial translation. Lineage: Eukaryota; Fungi; Ascomycota; Saccharomycetes; Saccharomycetales; Saccharomycetaceae. Gene Ontology annotation, molecular function: structural constituent of ribosome; rRNA binding. The coding region runs from base 1 to 663 and encodes 220 amino acids. The record is from RefSeq and is a predicted model, not a curated record. The transcript has a single exon.